Trichoplax adhaerens is the source of this 654-nucleotide messenger RNA. RefSeq lists its product as uncharacterized. Lineage: Eukaryota; Metazoa; Placozoa; Uniplacotomia; Trichoplacea; Trichoplacidae. Gene Ontology annotation, molecular function: histone H3K4 methyltransferase activity; protein binding. Gene Ontology annotation, cellular component: Set1C/COMPASS complex. The annotation marks the transcript as partial. The record is from RefSeq and is a predicted model, not a curated record. The transcript is spliced from 4 exons.
CAUAAGACCGGUUGCGCAAGAUGCGAAGGAUACUAUCGAAUUGAUAAAGCUGACAAGGCACGCCAUGUGCAAGAUGCUGCUACUGCUGCCGCAGCUGCUGAAUCUAACGAACCUUCAAAGGGACGACAAGUUUCUCGAGAGAAUCGCGCUAGCAAUCGACGCAUUAUCUCAUUCUUUCAGGCUUCGGAUGCUGGAGAUUUAUUAAAACUCAAUCAAUUAAAGACUCGGAAGAAGCAGCUGCGAUUUGGAAGAUCACAAAUUCACGAGUGGGGAUUAUUUGCUAGAGAGCCUAUCGCGGCUGAUGAAAUGGUUAUUGAAUAUGUCGGUCAAACGAUUAGACAGACUGUCGCUGAUGAACGUGAACAUCGAUACGAAAAAAUUGGGAUUGGUAGCAGUUAUUUAUUCCGUAUCGACGAUAAUUACAUUAUUGAUGCUACCAAAUGUGGAAAUUUAGCUAGAUUUAUUAAUCAUUCGUGCUCGCCAAACUGCUACGCUAAGAUUAUUUCACUCGAAUCCCAGAAGAAAAUCGUUAUUUACUCUAAAUACGAUAUCCAAGUGAAUGAAGAAAUAACCUACGAUUAUAAAUUUCCUAUCGAAGAUGUCAAGAUACCAUGUCAUUGCGGAGCGUUACAAUGUCGUGGGGCUCUCAAUUAG